Ogataea polymorpha is the source of this 1819-nucleotide messenger RNA. RefSeq lists its product as uncharacterized. The record is from RefSeq and is a predicted model, not a curated record. Gene Ontology annotation, biological process: iron-sulfur cluster assembly. Bases 1 to 1008 code for a protein of 335 amino acids. NCBI's taxonomy places the organism in Eukaryota, Fungi, Ascomycota, Pichiomycetes, Pichiales, Pichiaceae. Gene Ontology annotation, cellular component: cytosolic [4Fe-4S] assembly targeting complex. The transcript has a single exon. Gene Ontology annotation, molecular function: protein binding.
AUGUCCUUUUCCAAAGUGCAUACCUUCACAGGGCACACCGAUAAAUGCUGGUCGAUAGACAUCGACCGAACUCGCUCCCUGCUGGCGACUGUGUCUUCAGAUAAAACAUGUCGUAUUUACAACUUGAAUACCAAACGACUAGUUGGUGUGCUGGACGAUAACACACAUACAAAAACCAUGAGAAGCGUGAAAUUCAGGCCAACAGGACCCCUUCCAUCAUUGGCAAUUGGAUCUUUUGACUCGACAAUCUCGAUCUGGAGCAAGGAGGACGAAGACUGGGUCUUGAUGGCAAUAAUUGAAGGCCACGAAAACGAAGUGAAGAGCGUUGAUUGGUCGCACGAUGGACUCUACCUGGCCUCAUGUUCCAGGGAUAAAUCGAUAUGGAUAUGGGAAGCGGACGAUAGUAAUGAAGAGUUUGAGUGUAUUAGCGUCAUUCAAGAGCAUGAACAAGACGUCAAGAACGUUUCGUGGCAUCCGACCAAAAAUAUUCUGUGCUCCAGCUCGUACGACGAUACUUGUCGUAUUUUCAAGCAAGACGACUACGACGAGGACGAAUGGGUUUGUGUGGCUAAUUGCCAAGGUGCUAAUGGAACAGUGUGGUGUUCCGAUUGGGAGAAAAGGGAUACGUUCAGAUUUGCCAAUUGCAGCGACGAUUCAUUACUAAGAAUAUGGAAAAAGACCAGUUCGGACCAGGAGGGCACCGCCAACGGCAAACUACCCUCCACUCUCAAGUCCGAGGAGGAGUGGGCCUUAGAGGCCACUCUACCAAAGAUCCACACAAUGCCUGUGUACGGGAUUGCAUGGAAUACGAAUGGGUUGCUUGCCAGUUGUGGAUCGGACGGCCGAAUAGUCGUUUAUUCGGAGGAGGAAGGCGAAUGGAAGGUUCUUGCUGUUCAGGAGCUUGGACAUGGCGUGUUUGAGAUCAACUGUGUAAAGUGGUGGAACGAAAACACGCUCCUGACCGCUGGCGACGAUGGAGCGGUCAACAUGUGGACGCUGAGCAUAUAAUUGUCUAUGCCACAACGAUAAGCACUAGGAACAGGAAUACCACACUCACAAUUACCAAGAGCCAGAAGCAAAGUCUCCGCUUGUUCCUUUGGUAGCGGUCUGCCUUAUGAAGGUGUUUCGACGCGCGCUGGGUAUCAUGUAAUGUACUGUAUAGAUUGGACUCGAUGUUAUCUAUCAACCCCCCCUGUUCGACCACUAUAUUCGACAGAUCGUGGAAUAUUUGAUUGAGCUCUUCUAUUCCCUGCGAAAUAUUUUCGAUGUCUCGUUCUCUUUCCUCGAUAAGAGCCCGUUGAUACUCAACUUCCUCUGCGUUCAAAGGUUCGUACUCAAUGACAACCUGCUGCUGCUGCGAUUCCCGUGACGAUGGCUCUGACCCGCCCUCUGUUUCGUGAGAGAUGAGACUGGCGCUUUUCUCAUUCAUCUUUUUUUCCAGAGAGGUGUAGAGUGAUUGCAGAUCGUUGAAAUCUUGUAAAGCCCGCUUCAAACUUGUGUUCAGUUUAUCUUUCACAAAAGUUUGCGAUUUAUUGAGCAAUGAAGUAUCUAAUUGGUUCAAUCUUCGCGUGUCAUCCGAAACACUCUUGAACAGCUCAAAAAGCCUAGAUAUAAGCUUGGAUGAAUUUUGAUGGUACUUUUGCGCAUUCUGAUCAUUAUCGAUUGCAUCCUGGAGAAAGUUGAGGUUUUUAUUCAGAUUGCUUAGACCAUUGUUGACAUCGAGAAGAGUGUUACUAAUCUGGCGGUUGAUAUCGUCAAAUUCGGGUACAUCUUGAUACAAUGGCUGUUCCUCUAAAGUGAUAGCGUCAAACGAGCUCAU